GGAAAAUGUACACAUUAGCGCUUCUUCAACAACGGUCGUUUCUUUCAAAUUUGAAAUGUGUUUGAACAUUGUUUGAAAUUUUGACUCAAAAAGUUAUUCAACGUAGUGUUUUUUUAUCAAAUAAUAUUCCAAAAAGUGAUAAAAUCCCGAUACUAUGACUUCUGCUGCCCAAAGUACCAAGUCGGCAAUUACAGUGAGGGGUUCAGCAGAUAUAGUCUGUGAUUAUUUGAAUUAUGGAAUCAAUUCUAUUUUAUAUCAACGCGGUUUGUAUCCACCGGAGAAUUUUAAACCAGACGAAAACUAUGGACUCACCAUUUUGAUGUCUACAGAUACAAAAAUUAAGGAAUUCUUAUCGAAAACUUUGGAUCAAUUAAAUGGUUGGUUAGUAGAGAGGGCGGUAAACAAAAUAGCCCUAGUGAUAACGAAUGUUAAAACACUGGAAAUUAUGGAGAGAUGGGAUUUUAAAGUGGAAUAUGAUGAAGCGUCACUGACCAAUCCCGAAAAAGUUUCUGAAAAACCACUUAAACAAAUAAAAAACGAAAUUAGGGACGUACUCAAACAAAUAGCCUCAUCUGUGGCUUUUUUACCAUUGCUGGACUGUGUGUGUAGUUUUGAUAUACAGAUUUAUACAAAGCCGGAAGUUGAGUUGCCCAAAGAAUGGGCAGAGGCUGCUCCAGCUAAUAUUAAGAACGCUCAAAGUGUUAAAAUGAGGUCGUUUUCGACGAAUAUUCAUAAAAUGGAGACUGUGGUUACUUAUAAAAAUGAUGAUUGAUUUUUAACUAUUUUUAAGUAAUAAUAUUUAUAGGUACAUUAGUUUUAUAUAUAUAAUUUAGGAACUAUUACCUCAUGUUUGACUGUAUCUGAUCUUUUUUUUAGAGCAUUUUUGUAUUAAGUAACAUUCUGCGAAUUAAAAAAAUAUUUUACAAUAAGUAUAAUUUUUUUUUACGAACUACAAAAAUAUAAUAAUAAUAAUAAUAAUAAUGUUUAUUCAUGUAAGAAAUUUGUUUACAGUAAAUACAAUAAAAAUGGGUAAUUCACAAUAAACAUAAAAAAAAUCACAGAAGUGAAAAAUUUCACUUGUAUGUGAUGUAGAUACCAUAAAAUAAGUUUUAUGAACAAGUUAGUGUACAUAAAACGUCACAGUAGAGAACAAGUCACAAUCAGAAGCAAAAUAAUACUUGACAUAUUCAGUUAAAAAGUCACAUCAGGGAUAUUAGGACGUAAUUUGAGUAAAACGUUACAAUAAAGACUG
Psylliodes chrysocephalus is the source of this 1252-nucleotide messenger RNA. The record is from the annotation of a GenBank genome assembly. NCBI's taxonomy places the organism in Eukaryota, Metazoa, Arthropoda, Insecta, Coleoptera, Chrysomelidae.